Molecule: messenger RNA, 3033 nt
Organism: Pecten maximus
Lineage: Eukaryota; Metazoa; Mollusca; Bivalvia; Pectinida; Pectinidae
Product: FACT complex subunit SSRP1-like
Exons: 17
Coding region: 166-2481 (771 amino acids)
Cellular component (GO): nucleus; FACT complex
Molecular function (GO): DNA binding; histone binding; nucleosome binding
Source: RefSeq, a predicted model, not a curated record
GAAUAUGAAACCGGAAGUUAACGUUCGCGUCACACGAGGACCGAUCUAAAAAAGACAACACGAGAAAUGUUCUGCUAACAUCAGCCACAUGUGAUACGAAGAAAUGUAGAGAGUUGGACCGUCGGAAUUGGUUUGAUUUUAUGAAAUAUCCAGAGAAUAUUAAUAAUGAGUGACAUUCAAGAAUAUUCAGACGUUGUUCAGGAAGUCCGAGGAGCCCUGAAUGCAGGCAAGCUGAAGCUGCAGAGCACCAGUGUUAGUUUCAAAAACAUUAAAACUGGAAAGGUUGAUCAAUAUCAAAGCACAGAUGUUGACAAAGUCUACUGGUUAAAACGAGCGAGAGGCUAUUGUUUAAAGUUUAUGUUAGAUACUGGUAUUAUCCACAGAUAUGAUGGAUUCAAAGAAGCAGAUUUUGACAAGUUGUCAAACUUUGUAUCAAAAUAUUAUCAAACAAAUUUAGAAAAACAAGAUAUGUCUGUCAAGGGAUGGAACUGGGGACUUGCAAACUUCACAGGAAACUCCCUGAACUUUGAGGUUGACAACAAACUUGCUUUUGAAGUACCACUCAAUCAUGUUUCCCAUUCAACUACCACCAAGAGUGAAGUGACAUUGGAAUUUCAUCAAAAUGAUGAUGCUGCAGUGUCCCUCAUGGAACUCCGUUUCCAUAUUCCCGGACAACCAGCAGCCGCAGCAGCAGCAGCAGCAAAUGCUGAAAAGGGAGAAAACACAGAGAUUAAAGAUCCAGUACAGGAAUUUUACGAGAAUGUUCUUGACAAAGCAGACAUUAUUCAGGCAACUGGAGAAACUAUUGCAGUAUUCACAGAAGUACAUUGUCUCACACCCAGAGGUCGGUAUGACUUCAAGAUUUACCCAACUUUCCUACAGCUUCAUGGUAAAACAUUUGACUACAAAAUCCCUUACACAACAGUUUUACGGUUGUUCCUCCUGCCUCACAAAGAUGGCAGACAGAUGUUCUUUGUGGUGAGUUUGGAUCCUCCCAUCAAACAAGGACAGACAAGAUAUCCCUUCAUCAUUCUUCUCUUCCAAAAGGAUGACGAGAUGACAUUAGAACUGGGCCAGUCAGAUGAAGACUUCGAGACGAAAUACGAGGGUAAAUUACAGCGCGAGAUGUCCGGUUUGGAGUAUGAAGUCAUCAGUCGGGUAUUUAAGGCGGUAACCAACAGAAAGAUCACAGUCCCUGGAACAUUCAUUGGGAGUUCAGGAACCAAUGCUAUUAGUUGUUCCUACAAAGCAGCCACUGGAUUCCUUUACCCACUAGAGAGGGGCUUCAUAUUUAUACACAAACCUCCGAUGCACAUUCGAUUUGACGAGGUGUCCAGUGUUAACUUUGCCAGGAGUGCAGGCAGUACAAGGUCAUUUGACUUUGACGUGGAGACAAAGUCCGGCAAUAUGCACACCUUCGUUGGUAUAGAAAAGGAUGAAUAUGGCAAGUUAUACGAUUUUGUUAGUAAUAAGAAACUCCGGGUAAAGAACAUUGGUGGAAAAUUAGACCAGAAGCAGAGUGCCAACUAUGCGGACGACAUGAAUGAUAGCGAUGAUGAUGACGGUGAUCACGAUGCAUACCUGGAGAGGAUGAAGGCUGAAGGGAAGGAUAGAUACAGUGAUGAUGAGGAUGAUGAUACAGACAGCUCAGAUGAGUCUUUUAACCCUGGUGACAGUGGAAGUGAAGUGGCAGAAGAAUAUGACAGUAACCCGCCAACAACAUCAGAGUCUGAAGAGGAUGAUCUGGGUAGUGGUCCAGAAGCUGAAGCUAAACGAGAGGCAAGACGCAAAGAGAAGGAAAAGAAGAGAGCUCGUACUGCUAAGACAGUUAGAGAGCCUGGCCAGAAAAAGGUGAAGCGGAAGAGUAAGAACAAGAAUCGUGAUCCUAACAAGCCCAAGCGGCCCAUGUCUGGGUAUAUGAUCUGGUUCAACACCAACAGGGAGAGCAUUAAGGCAGAUAACCCCAGUUUAUCCAUGACAGAACUCUCUAAAAAGGCUGGAGAACUCUGGAAGGAAAUGAAAGACAAAUCGGAAUGGGACGAGAAGCAUGCAAAGGCAAAGGAGGAAUACGUUUUGGCAAUGGAAGAAUAUAACAAAAAACCAAAGAAUGCAGGGAACAGUGACAAUGCUGGCAGUGGCAGUGAUGAAGAGAAAAAGACAAAGAAAAGGGUGAAAAAGUCUUCCGGUUCCUCCAAGAGUCCAUCCAAGAAAGUCGCCGAGAGUAGGGCAGGGGCAGGAGAAUCUUACAAGAGUAAGGAGUUCAUCUCAAGUUCUAGUUCUUCCGAUGAAGACAAGCCAUUGAAAAAGAAAGCAAAGAAGAAGGAGGAAGUAAAGAAAGAAGUGAAAAAAGAAGAAAGUGAAGAGGACAAAGAGAGUAGUGUUGGAGAGCUGCCUUCCGAUGAAGAGAUCCUUCCAUCUCCACCAUCUUCAGGGAAGGGAUCGGGAUCUGAUGAAACGGACUCUGAAUCUGGCUCAGACUGAGUUAUCAAACUCAUCACAACAAAAUUAAUGCUGAGGCUCCGAAUCCAACUCUAAGUUAUCAGCGAAUUUGGCUCAAACUGAGUUAUAGAACUCAUCAAAGCAGAUAUAACACCAAGACUUUAUAACAUUAGUGAUUUCCAGGAGCAAAAAUUAGUGCAGUUCAAGAAGCAUAUAUUUUUUCAUCUUCACCAGAUCUGAUUAAAUAUAUGCCUGUGAAAAACUCUUUGUGUAGAAAACAGUAUCUUUUCAUCGGAUACUCGAUCUAAAUUGUAUUGGAGUGAUUAUUUUCCAGCAGACAGAAUCCAUUUCUCAUUUGUACAUAGAAAUCAUGAUUUCAUAAAAUAGUUUGUCAAUUUGGAAAAUGAACAUAGUGCUAUAUGCUUUGAUCAUGCAACACUUGUUUUGUGAAAUGAAUACCUCUUUAUUAAUGUAAUCAGUGAAUUGUGACAACUACCACAAUAUGUUUGAUAUUGGAAUUGUGAACCUCACAAAAUAACUCAAACAUAGCAUUUAUGUUUGAUACUUGUUUAUAAAGUGAAAUGUCAAUAGAUA